Salvelinus fontinalis (brook trout) is the source of this 959-nucleotide messenger RNA. It is a transcript of the gene sdhaf1, whose product is annotated as succinate dehydrogenase complex assembly factor 1. Bases 255 to 596 code for a protein of 113 amino acids. The transcript is spliced from 2 exons. Gene Ontology annotation, cellular component: mitochondrion. The record is from RefSeq and is a predicted model, not a curated record. Gene Ontology annotation, biological process: mitochondrial respiratory chain complex II assembly. Lineage: Eukaryota; Metazoa; Chordata; Actinopteri; Salmoniformes; Salmonidae.
UUUGGCCUAUCUUCAUACAGUACUGUCUUUGAUACAUAGCUAACAUGAGUUAUCAUAGAGGUCGUGCUGUGUUAGCGAGCUAGUGUUUUAGCAAUAUGUUCAUCAAACGGUUUAAGUGGUAAACAGGUUUUUAACGGGAGGUUCACACUUGACAUUAAACGCAUUUCACUAUCAAAUGCAGGCAAAUUUACUGUAUUUUCGAAGUUGAUACUGACUGUCAAGGUGUAGGAGACACUUCAUCUACACCCUGAUGCAUGUGUUGUGACGGUGAGGCUGCUCCAUUCUCUAUCCUCUGGUCAGUCGUCUUCCCUGGUCAUCUGUGUUGCUGGUGCCCUGUGUUCCACACCAUGGUACGCCACAGUAAGCUGCAGAAACAGGUGUUGUCUCUGUACCGCCAGUUCCUGCGUGCUGGCCAGGACAAGCCAGGCUUUCUACCCAGGAUCCGGGAUGAGUUCCGAGAGAACUCCCACAUCAAGAAGACUGAUGUCAUGCACAUAGAAUAUCUUUACCGGCGUGGACAGAGACAGCUAGACCAGUUGAAAGAUGUGAACACAAAGCAACUAGGAACUUUCUCCAAACCUAAAGCAGAGAGAUGACCAAAACCAUUUCCUUCUCUACAGCCUCUGUUGUCGCUACCUCUAGCUGGAUACAUCGGCAUCCACUAUGUAAUUACAUUAAUAAAUCACUAGUCAGAUUACUACUCCUUUCAAUCUGCAGCUGAGUAAGUGCAGUCAUUGUCCUAAGCAAUGGCCAUGGAUCUGAACUGUAUGACUGCACUAUUGUCCUCUGUCAGAGAGGUGGACACCACUGAUGAUGAGGAUGAACAUUUUUAAAACAGUCUCUGGCCAGUGAGUUUGUUGGGUUGAGCAGACCAUUUGCUCUGGUCAUUGUUGUAAAAUACUUUCAUCUAGCUACAUUAACCUGUUGAGUGUUUUGGAUUAAAGAUGAUAUGAUCAGUA